This is a messenger RNA of Ornithorhynchus anatinus (platypus), 429 nucleotides long. RefSeq names its product FXYD domain-containing ion transport regulator 5-like. Gene Ontology annotation, cellular component: membrane. The transcript is spliced from 6 exons. Gene Ontology annotation, molecular function: sodium channel regulator activity. Gene Ontology annotation, biological process: regulation of sodium ion transmembrane transporter activity. The coding region runs from base 22 to 291 and encodes 89 amino acids. The record is from RefSeq and is a predicted model, not a curated record. Lineage: Eukaryota; Metazoa; Chordata; Mammalia; Monotremata; Ornithorhynchidae.
UGCCCGGAAACCGGAGAGGAAAUGACUGUUACUAUGGCUCCUCCACAGCGGCGCAUCCCGCUCCACCUGCUCCUGCUCCUAUUCCUGCGUCCGGGGUCGGGCCUGGCCUUCCCCACACCCACUCCAGGCUCCAGCACUGACACAGAUGACCCUUUCCACUACGACGUGCGGACGCUCAGGAUGUGGGGGCUGGUGGCCGCAGCCGUGCUGUUCAUCACAGGAAUCCUCAUCCUCACCAGUGAUCGCUGCCCCAGGGGGUCCCCCUGCCGCCGGCAGCAUCAGAGUGCCUAGAGUCGCCCACGAGUGACGCCCCCGCGGCUGGCCGGCGUGGGGACGGAGCCCAGCCCUGCCCCCCGGGCCCCGGCGCCCAUCUCCGGCCCUUCUUCCACCUCCACUCGUUGCAGCCAAAAUUAAAGUGUCCGAAACCGA